Messenger RNA from Hyposmocoma kahamanoa, 360 nucleotides. RefSeq lists its product as uncharacterized. The transcript has a single exon. The coding region runs from base 1 to 360 and encodes 119 amino acids. The record is from RefSeq and is a predicted model, not a curated record. Lineage: Eukaryota; Metazoa; Arthropoda; Insecta; Lepidoptera; Cosmopterigidae.
AUGAUAAUGCAGAGGUUGUGGAUCGAACAAUGUUCAUGGGAUGAAGAGGUCUCACAAGAGAUGCAACAACUAUGGCUGUCAUUUGCCAACACGUUACCCCUUCUUAACCGAUUACAGGUUCCUCGCUGGAUUUUUACAAAUGACCCUGUUUUCCAUGAAAUUCAUGUUUUUUCAGACGCAUCAGAGCGAGUGUAUGGGGCUUACCUCUACAUCCGCUCCGUAGAUAAGAGUAGAGUAGAGUCAAUAAAGCCAACAACAAUACCUGGUCUCGAACUACUCGCGGCUCUUCUGGCUGUAACGUUGUGUACCAAAGUAUUAUCAUCUUUAUCAUCAUUUGCAGAUUCUGGUGUGACUCAAUGA